Drosophila grimshawi is the source of this 1384-nucleotide messenger RNA. RefSeq names its product serine protease inhibitor 42Dd. The coding region runs from base 170 to 1303 and encodes 377 amino acids. Gene Ontology annotation, molecular function: serine-type endopeptidase inhibitor activity. The transcript has 3 exons. The record is from RefSeq and is a predicted model, not a curated record. NCBI's taxonomy places the organism in Eukaryota, Metazoa, Arthropoda, Insecta, Diptera, Drosophilidae.
UAAAGAUGAGUCAUGGGCAGCGACGCCGGCGUGGGAGCAGCGCUGCUUCGCUAUUUGUUGUGGCCUUAAAAAUUGAAUUGAAGCAUUACCGUUUAGGCAACUAAAAGUGUUGGACGGCGACAAGGCGAGCUCUCUUUUUGGAAAAAGCGGCAGUUACACACAAAAAACAAUGUUCGAUUUCAACUUGGAAUUUGCGCGUGGCGGCGCCACCUUCACCACGGAACUGUUUCAUCUACUGGCCGCGGGGGGCGUUAAGCAAAACAUUGUUUUUUCGCCCUUCUCGAUUCAGGCCUGCAUUGCGCUGGCCUUUGCUGGCGCCAAGGGCGAUACAGCGGAUGAGAUUGCCAAGGGUAUGCGUUACGUGUCCAAUUUCCCCCCCGAGGUGGCCGAAACAUUCCAGUUUGUGCUGCAAAAGUACAGGAAUAGCCCUCUACUAAAAGUGGCCAACAAGAUCUACGUGCAGCAGGGUCAUCCGCUGAAGGCCGGCUAUGAGACGAGCAUCAAGCAGGAUUACAACUCGGAGGCGGAGUCCAUUGACUUUGCACUCAACGAUGCGGCGGCCAAGUCCAUCAACAGUUGGGUCAAUGCCAAAACAGAGGGCAAAAUCAGCGAACUCGUCUCCGCCGAUAGCUUCAAUGAGUACACCCGUUUGGUGCUGCUCAAUGCGCUGCACUUUAAGGGGAACUGGGCGCAUAAGUUCCCGGAGGCGAGCACCGAGGAGGAUGACUUCUGGACGGGCGAGGAGCAGAGCAUUAAACUGCCCUACAUGAAUCAGAAGGCCAAAUUUGGCUAUGCCUAUUUCGAGGAGCUCAACUGCACCGCACUGGACAUGCCCUACAUGAAUUCCGAUUUAUCGAUGCUGGUGCUGUUGCCCCAGGAGCGCGAGGGCCUCAAGGAGCUGGCCGAGAAGCUGAAGAGUGUCAAUCUGGUCGAUUUGGCCGACAAACUCGUCGUCGAAGAAGUCCAGGUCAAAUUUCCCAAAUUCAAGGUGGACUAUUCCGUCGAUCUGGGCGACAAACUGAAGCAGCUGGGCAUCACGAAAAUGUUUAAUGAUGGUGCCGAAUUCGAUAAUCUGCUGGAGACGCCUGAGGGACUUUUUGUGUCGAAGGUGUUGCACAAGGCGACGAUUGAGGUGAACGAGGAGGGCACCGAGGCAGCUGCUGCCACUGGUAUGAUCAUGAUGACGCGCAUGAUGAUGUUGCCGCUGCAGUUCCAGGCCGAUCGUCCCUUCCUCUACGUUAUCUGGAACAAGAAGAAUAUCGUUUUUGCCGGCGCCUUUGUCAAUGCGCCAAAUGCCAAUUAAGAUGUGCAAAGCAACCAUUAAUUUAUAAUUUGUUACAGCAUUUUGUUUUUCUAUUAAAUACAAAAAUUCAAAGCAUAUUAA